Messenger RNA from Hibiscus syriacus, 2022 nucleotides. RefSeq names its product calmodulin-binding receptor-like cytoplasmic kinase 3. The transcript has 7 exons. The record is from RefSeq and is a predicted model, not a curated record. Gene Ontology annotation, molecular function: protein kinase activity; ATP binding. NCBI's taxonomy places the organism in Eukaryota, Viridiplantae, Streptophyta, Magnoliopsida, Malvales, Malvaceae. The coding region runs from base 191 to 1720 and encodes 509 amino acids. Gene Ontology annotation, biological process: protein phosphorylation.
AGAUAUGUUUAUUGAGAGCAAUUCACUACUUUGAUUCAAGUUCCUUGGGGGUUUACCUUGGUUACCAUGCAUCAUUAAUUUGCUGUAUUGAGUUAUGAACAACAUUGAAUGAAGUAAUUAAGGUUCCGGGGGUUGAUUUUGCAUGUUUCUCCCCUUUGUCAUUACUUGGAAGCGGCUGGCAGAAUAAACGAUGCUUCGUCUACUGUUGUUUAGUCUACUGUUGUUUGUGCAAUUAUCAAGAUUCUUUGCCUCUGGGAUUGAAGUAAAGUCGAAGAUUUGCGGUGCCGAUCACAUAGCGUACUCGAAUUCGAACAGUCAUGAAUUGUUUUAUUUGAACGGCAAUCUAGUAGAUAAAGUUUUGUUCUGUAAGGUCCUGCAGUUUCACUAUGAAGAUAAUUGUGUGCUGGAAGGCUAUACCGGUGCAGAUUGUGGUUUGGAUGUUUCAUUAGCCGAUUUAUCAGUCGGAAGAGGACGGAAAUUAUUGCACGACCCCAAGAAAGAUGAGAUACCCGAUAAUAACCUGGAGGGGAAGGCUAAUCGUACAUAUCCGGCCUCAACCAAAGUAGGGAUAGCAGCAGCAGCUGGAGUAUUUUUAACUUGUGUUUUUGUAUGCCCCUGUCUAUACAAGAAAAAGAGACCUACCGACCACGCUGUUCUUUCCAGGGAUCUAAAUACAAUUGAAUCAGCUGCCCCUUCAGAAAUGAGUGUUCAUUCACUUCCCGAGAAGGUUCCGGCCAGCCCACUCAGAGUACCACCUAGUCCUUCAAGAUUCUCAAUGUGCAACUCUCCGCAGCUCUAUAGAAUCGGGUCAGUGCAUCUCAAUAUGGCACAAGUGACCAGAGCUACCCGUAAUUUCUCACCUACACUAAAGAUAGGCGAAGGAGGGUUCGGAACAGUGUAUAAGGCCCAUCUAGAAUCUGGCCAGAUGGUUGCGAUUAAACGAGCAAAAAAGGAACAUUUUGAGAAUCUGCAAACGGAGUUCAGCAGUGAAGUUGAACUUCUAGCAAAGAUCGAUCAUAGGAACCUUGUGAAGCUACUUGGUUAUGUCGAUAAAGGAAAUGAACGGCUUAUCAUUACAGAAUAUGUACCAAAUGGUACUCUAAGAGAUCAUUUAGAUGGUCAGCGUGGGAAGAUCCUAGAUUUCAAUCAGCGUCUUGAAAUCGCCAUCGAUGUUGCUCAUGGCCUCACGUAUCUCCAUCUCUAUUCAGAAAAGCAAAUCAUCCAUCGAGAUGUGAAGUCGUCCAACAUCCUUUUGACAGAAAGCAUGAGAGCUAAAGUGGCUGAUUUUGGAUUUGCAAGAGUUGGCCCUAUGGACUCAGACCGAACACAUAUUUCAACCAAAGUGAAAGGAACGGUAGGUUACCUUGAUCCGGAGUACAUGAAAACCUAUCAACUCACAACCAAGAGUGAUGUAUACUCUUUUGGGAUUCUACUUAUGGAAAUUCUGACUGGCCGCCGUCCCGUGGAGCUAAGGAGACCGGAUGAAGAGCGAGUGACUCCUAGAUGGGUAAGCUUUCGUAAGUAUAAUGAUGGACAUGUAGCGGAAUUGGUGGAUCCGAGGAUGGAAGAAUUUGUAGAUGCAGAAACACUAACGAAGAUAUUUGCCUUGGCAUUUCAAUGUGCGGCACCCGUCAGAAACGAUCGUCCGGAGAUGAAAUCUGUGGGAGAACAGUUGUGGGCAAUCAGGGCCGAGUACGUUAAGACUUCAAGGCGAGGGUAACUCUACGUAAUCCAAUAGUAGUAGUCUCCUCUCCCAUUUGCUCAAAUCCUUUUAUUUUUCUUUUGCUACUACUACUAUUUCCAGGUGUUUUUUUCUUUCCUUUCCCCCCUUCUUUUGGAGUAUACCAUAAGAUCCAAAUUUGGUCUUAACCAAAAGCUAUGAUUCGCUUUUCUUUUGUUCUUCGCCAUACCUCUUUGACUGUGUGUCAUUGUGAAAGCAUCAAAAGGAAUUAUUAAAGAGUAUUGCUCAACUUUCAUUUUAUUGGCUUGAUAGUAAAUGCUCCUCAGUACAUUGCAGCUGCA